UUAGGUAAAGACUUGCAAGCCAGCAAUGGGUUAUUCCUUUAUAGCAGGCACUACAGAUGGCCCAGGAGUUCUUAGCUUCACACAAGAAAUCAUGGUCACCAGUCAUCUCAAGCCAUGUCACACCAUACUCAAGAUUUAGCUGUGCGACUACAAGGUGAUGUUGAGGGCAGUCUGUUCUGGGAUCUUGUCAGAAAUGCCAUCAAGGAGCCUUCAAAAGAGGAGAUUGACUGCCAUGCACCAAAGCCAAUUCUGCUUCCAACUGGAGAGAUAUCUGUGCCGUGGAAGUGGCAGCCUACGAUUGUUGAUGUCCAGUUACUGCGGAUUGGUCAAGUGGUGAUUGCUGCUGUACCUGGAGAAUUCAGCACAAUGGCAGGACGUAGGCUAAGAAAUGCUAUUAAAGAGACAUUGGUUGAGAAUGGUAUGAGUGGUGAUACUAAGGUUACUAUUUCAGGCUUAGCAAAUACAUAUUCUGAUUAUAUUGUCACCUAUGAAGAAUAUCAAGUUCAACGUUAUGAAGGAGCAUCUACUAUAUAUGGUCCACACACAUUGCAGGCCUACAUCCAUAAAUUCAGAGAACUAGCUAAAAAGAUAGCUUUAGGCACGAGUCAAGGAGAAGAGGUUGGUGAAGCACCUGUGACUACAAACUACACUGGAUUCUUGCCAGACUCAAGAACUGACACUGGUAAUAAGUAUGGAAAGGUCAUUGUGCAGCCUGACCCCAAGUACCGUAGGGGUGCAACUGUAGAAGCAGUGUUUGCUUGUGGAAAUCCAAGGGGAAGUGCAUCACAAAUGCGUGGACAAUCUUAUAUGUAUGUUGAAAUGAAGAUGGAGGAUGGAGUAUACAAACAGGUCUUUAGUGAUGCUGAUUGGUCUACAAAAUUUGAAUGGAAAAGGAAGGAAAUUAGUCUACUCGGGUCAUAUGGAGAGGCAACGCUGUCAUGGAAUGUACCAUUGAACGUUGGCCUUGGAACUUACCGUCUCAAACACUAUGGAUAUUAUAAAAAUAUACGUGGAAAAUUGACAUCGUAUGAGCAAGAAACAGAAGAGUUUGAAAUUGUGUUAGAAAAUUACAGACGAUCUUAACUAAAAUUAAAGAAAGC
Anneissia japonica is the source of this 1100-nucleotide messenger RNA. Its product is annotated as neutral ceramidase 2-like. The record is from RefSeq and is a predicted model, not a curated record. Gene Ontology annotation, cellular component: extracellular region. The coding region runs from base 115 to 1083 and encodes 322 amino acids. The transcript is spliced from 11 exons. Gene Ontology annotation, biological process: long-chain fatty acid biosynthetic process; sphingosine biosynthetic process; ceramide catabolic process. Gene Ontology annotation, molecular function: N-acylsphingosine amidohydrolase activity. Lineage: Eukaryota; Metazoa; Echinodermata; Crinoidea; Comatulida; Comatulidae.